Molecule: messenger RNA, 8177 nt
Organism: Choloepus didactylus (southern two-toed sloth)
Lineage: Eukaryota; Metazoa; Chordata; Mammalia; Pilosa; Megalonychidae
Gene: BMP2K
Product: BMP2 inducible kinase
Biological process (GO): protein phosphorylation
Molecular function (GO): ATP binding; protein kinase activity
Source: RefSeq, a predicted model, not a curated record
GGGCCGCAGCGCGCACGGACCCUCGGACGUUUGAAGAGCGGCGACCCCUCCUGGACGCUUGGCCGGGCGCCGGACUGGGGACUAGCCCUCGCUCUCGUCGGCGCUCCGCUCUCUUCAGCGCGCCGGCGGGACCAUGAAGAAGUUCUCCCGGAUGCCCAAGUCCGAGGGCGGCGGCGGCGGCGGCGGCGGCGCGGCGGGUGUUGUGGUAGCCGGAGCCGGCUCCGGCUCUGGUGGCUCCACUGUGGGGGUCCGGGUGUUCGCGGUUGGGCGCUACCAGGUCACCCUGGAGGAGUCGCUGGCCGAAGGUGGAUUCUCCACAGUUUUCCUGGUGCGGACUCAUGGUGGCAAAAGGUGUGCAUUGAAGCGAAUGUAUGUCAAUAACAUGUCAGACCUCAACACUUGUAAAAGGGAAAUUACAAUUAUGAAGGAGCUAUCUGGUCACAAAAAUAUUGUGGGUUAUUUGGACUGUGCUGUUAAUUCAAUUAGUGAUAAUGUAUGGGAAGUGCUUAUCUUAAUGGAAUACUGUCGAGCUGGGCAGGUAGUGAAUCAGAUGAACAAGAAGCUGCAGACAGGUUUUACGGAACCAGAAGUGUUACAGAUAUUCUGUGAUACCUGUGAAGCUGUUGCAAGGUUGCAUCAGUGUAAGACUCCAAUAAUUCACCGGGAUCUGAAGGUAGAAAAUAUUUUGUUGAAUGAUGGUGGAAACUAUGUACUUUGUGACUUUGGCAGUGCCACUAAUAAAUUUCUUAAUCCUCAAAAAGAUGGUGUUAAUGUAGUAGAGGAAGAAAUUAAAAAGUAUACAACUCUGUCAUAUAGAUCCCCUGAAAUGAUCAACCUUUAUGGAGGGAAACCCAUUACCACCAAGGCUGAUAUCUGGGCAUUGGGCUGUUUACUUUAUAAACUUUGUUUCUUCAAUCUUCCUUUUGGUGAGAGUCAGGUUGCUAUCUGUGAUGGCAGCUUCACCAUUCCAGACAAUUCUCGUUACUCUCAUAAUAUACAUUGCUUAAUAAGGUUCAUGCUUGAACCAGAUCCAGAGUGUAGACCUGAUAUAUUUCAAGUGUCCUAUUUUGCAUUUAAAUUUGCCAAAAAGGAUUGUCCAGUCUCCAACAUCAAUAAUUCUUCUAUUCCUUCAGCUCUUCCUGAACCGAUGACUGCUAGUGAAGCAGCUGCUAAGAAAAGCCAAAUUAAAGCCAGAAUAACAGAUACCAUUGGACCAACAGAAACCUCAAUUGCACCAAGACAAAGACCAAAGGCAAACUCUACCACUGUCGCUCCCAGUGUGCUGACCAUUCAGAGCUCAGCAACACCUGUUAAAGUCCCUGCUCCUGGUGAUUUCAGUAACCACAAAUCAAAAGGAGCACCAAGUUCUGGAAAUGGCCCUGAGAUUUUAUUGGGUCAGGGGCCCUCUCAGCAACCUCCACAGCAGCAUAGAGUACUUCAGCAACUACAACAGGGAGAUUGGAGAUUGCAGCAACUUCAUUUACAUUAUAGUCAUCCUCACCAACAGCAACAGCAACACCAAUUACUUCAGGAUGUUUAUGUGCAGCAGUAUCAGCCUGCAGUGCAGCAGCAACAGAUACUUCAACAACAGUUUUUAACGCAUUCACUGUAUCAGCAGCAACCUUCUGCAACACAAUACCCUACAAUAAUGCAGCAGUAUCAGCAGGCUUUCUUGCAGCAGCAGGUGCUAGCUCAAUAUCAGCAGUCUCAACAACAGGCAUCACCUGAGUAUCUUGCCUCCCCUCAAGAGUUCUCACCAGCCUUAGUUUCCUGCACUUCAUCACUUCCAGCUCAGGUUGGAACCAUAAUGGACUCCUCUUAUGGUGCCAGUAGGUCAGUUGCUGAUAAAGAGGCAGUUGCAAGUUUUGUAAAUCAGAAGAACAUCAGUAACCCCCUUGAUAUGUCAGGGUGGAAUCCUUUUGGAGAGGAUAAUUUCUCCAAGUUAACAGAAGAGGAGCUGUUGGACAGAGAAUUUGACCUUCUAAGAUCAAACAGGCUCAAGGAGAGAACAUCCUCAGAUAAGAAUGUAGACCCACUUUCUGCUCCACUUAACCAUCCUCCAGAAGAUCCUUUUGGUUCUGUUCCUUUCAUUUCUCACUCAGGUUCUCCUGAAAAGAAAGUUGAACAUUCUUCUAGGAAUCAAGACAAUAGCACUGUAGACCCUGUCAAGAAUGGAAAAGCAAGUAUAGUUUAUAAAGAUCACCGGAUUGGAAAGAAAACCUCAGAGAAUUCAGCAGUAGAGGGUCAAGUACAAAAAGGGAAUGAUGAAUCUGAAAGUGAUUUUGAAUCAGAUCCCCCUUCUCCUAAGAGCAGUGAAGAGGAGGAGCAAGAAGAUGUUCUUCAGGGAGAACAAGGAGAUUUUAAUGAUGAUGAUACUGAACCAGAAAAUCUGGGUCAUAGGCCUCUCCUCAUGGAUUCUGAAGAUGAGGAAGAAGAAAAACAUAGUUCGGACUCUGAUUAUGAGCAGGCCAAAGCAAAGUAUAGUGAUGUGAGCCCUGUCUAUAGAGACAAAUCAGGGAGUGGGCAAAUCCAAGAUCCUAACAUAACAAUCCUCAACCCAACCCAGCUGCCCCCUGAUGUUGGGGUGGAGACUGUCAAACAGGAGUUUGAUGUAUUUGGCGCUGUCCCCUUCUUCGCAGUGCGUGCUCAACAACCCCAGCCAGGAGCAAAUGAAAAGAACAUCUCUCAAGAGACCCAUUUUUCUACUGUGGGACUAGAGCAAGAAGAAAUUGAUGUAUUCACAAAGGCACCCUUUAGCAAGAAGUUGAAUGUACAAGACUGCCGUGCAGUAGGGCCCGAAGCACAUAAUCUCCCUGGUUGUCCCAAAAGUGUAGAUGUAUUUGGCUCUACUCCAUUUCAGCCUUUUCCCACAUUAACAAGUGAAAGCAAAAGCAAUGAGGACCUUUUUGGGCUUGUGCCCUUUGAGGAAAUAACUGGGAGUGAGCAGCAAAAAGUCAAACAGCGCAGCUUACAGAAACUGUCCUCUCGCCAAAGGCGCACAAAGCAGGAUAUGUCAAAAAGUAAUGGGAAGCGACAUCAUGGCACACCGACUAACACAAAAAAGACUUUGAAGCCUACCUACCGCACCCCAGAGAGGGCUCGUAGGCACAAAAAAGUGGGCCGCCGAGACUCUCAAAGCAGUAAUGAAUUUUUAACAAUUUCAGACUCUAAGGAGAAUAUUAGUGUUGCGCUGACUGAUGUAAAAGACAGGGGAAAUGUCCUGCAACCCGAGGAGAGUCUGUUGGACCCCUUUGGGGCUAAGCCCUUCCAUCCUCCAGACUUGACCCGGCACCCUUCACAUCAAGGCCUGAGCGACAUUCGUGCUGACCACAAUACCGUAUUGCCCGGGCGGCCAAGACAGAAUUCACUACAUGGGUCAUUCCAUAGUGCAGAUGCGUUGAAAAUGGAUGACUUUGGCGCCGUGCCCUUUACAGAACUUGUGGUGCAAAGCAUCGCUUCACAUCAGUCCCAACAGUCCCAAUCAGUUGAAUUAGACCCAUUUGGUGCUGCUCCAUUUCCUUCUAAACAGUAGAUACUUCUGAUGGAUUCUUGGCAUUAAUUCCUGUUUCAAAAAAGUACGAAUAGUUCAUUUUAUGAAUUUGAAAGAAAAUUAUUUGUAUAGCUUUUUAUAUCAUCCAUUCUUACAGGUCAAUCAGAAUAAGUAAGUGAUUUUUAAAUAAACCAAAUAGAAAAAGGAAAUAUUUCCACAGGGUAGUAACCUGAUGUCUCUUAAAAAGACUUCUUCCAAGCAGGAGAAAAGGGAGUUAAAUUGUAAGCACUAACCAAGGGUUUCAGCUACUGACAUGACAGCACAGAAAUGCAAGUGUGAUACUUCCAGUGAAAGCAUGUGAACAUUUCCAGUUAUGUAGCCACUGGGAGGUAACUGAAAGCUACACAGUUACUUUGAUAAGAAAAUGAAUCCAGCAUUUAAAAGUCAAGUUAUUCUGUAUAUACACAGGUUGAGUUUGUGAAAUUUUUAAAAGUCUCUUCUAAUUUCCACAUGGUAAAAAACAAUCUAGUUCUCUAAAGAAUUAAAAAGUUGUUAUUUAGAGAGUGCAGAGAUUUCAUCCUUAUAUCUUUUUCUACAAAGCAGAGCCAGAAUUGUCUGACUAUUGUGCCUAAAACUGUUUCAUUUUAAAAAACAAGUGCCAUUAAUAUGGAAUUUCUACAUAGAAGCCUAGAACAAAAACUAAAAGAGAAAUUUCUGACAUUUGGAAAAUAUAAAAAAAAAAUGAAGUGGAAGAGAGAAAAAACAUUCAGUACUUCAGAAACAGUUUAUAUUCUGUUUGUAAAUAGUUUGCUCACCUAAAACUUAUAUUAUCAUGCCUCUAAUAGAGUAGAUUAUUGGAAAAACUGGGAGCAAGGCCAAGGGUUAUAUAAAAAUUUUAUUUCAGGAAAAAUGUAGCUGAAAUCCUGGGUUUUAAAAGAAGUUUACAAAGUAAAAUCAUGUUGCAUUUAAUAACAUAUUUUUAUUAAAGUGCCGCCACCACCAAAUAUUCCCCAAGUUGUGAGCAACAAUUGUAGUUAGGUUUGGAGGGUAGAAUAGUUAGAAUAAAGUGCACUGAACAGUGAAACCCACAAAGCCUUAUGGGCAGGACUCACACAUCUUGCCGCAAGUACCUCUGCACUAAUAUACGAAUCUCACAUGGAUAUAAAGUAUUAGAUGGUGAGGGACUAGCAUCUUAACUAUGCUAGUUGAUUAUACCUUUAGUGAAAAGAACCCAGCUACCAAAUUGCCUUUCUUUACUGCAAAGGUGGUAAAGAAACUUGACAUUUUAUAGAAAUUGUGUUUAAUGACUUAAUGUGAAUACCUAUCUGUGCUGUCUCCAACUAUUUUCAGUUAUGAUUUAAUGUUAAUCAAAUUAACAUUUAGAAGUUCCUAAAUCUAUUAAAGCUAUUUACAAAAAGGGGUGGAAACUCUUAUCAGCUGGCACUUUUCUUGAUUGCUGUAUGUUAAAUUAACUAAAUCCAACUAAAGUUAUUUUAUGAGUAAUUUUAUUAGAAUCCCUUAAUUAUAGUACCCUGAAUGGGAUAAGCUAUUUGUCCAUUUCCAUAGUUCUGAAUUUCAAAACAAGCAAGGUGUAUGUAACUAAAUCAUAUAUUCAUCUUUAUUGCUUCUCUUUUCUCUUUUAUAUCCUAAGACAGGUAAACAUGUGGGGAAACAAUGUAUGACUCACAGUGUAGAAGAGGCAGAUCAAGAGUUGCAUUACUACUUAGAGUUUUACUUUUAGAGCUGGACUGCAUGAGACUGACUGUCCUACUCGACUGGAUCUUUUUCAAUUAUUUGUCCCUGUGCCAAAGGCAAAUGUUAUGUUAGCACCUUUUUUUCCCCUGAUUUUCAGGUUGGUUAAUAGUGCUAAUGCAAAUGCUCUUUAAAGAAGAAGAUGCUCGUUAAAGAAGAUGCGCUUUAAAACUUUACAAAGUAGAUUCAAAUGAAGAGUUGAUGACUCCACAUAAUAAAUUCAUAAACUGCAGUAGGUUUGUAUCAAACAGAAGAUUUUUUUAAAAUGAAAAUAUGUUGGUAGACACGUACACAUAUGCUUCUUUGAUUAUUUUAGUCCCUGAUGUUAAGUCUCUGCUAGCUCUCAUGAAUUCGUCAUUUGGAAGAAGUAAUAGGUAAACUAGUGUAGCCUCCUUGGGUUGUAAAUGCAAAAUACCAGAGUCUAUCUGAUAGUUAAGACUUCGCUUACACUUGAUUCAAUCAUUUGAACUCAUGUAGACACUUGACUCAUAAUGUUGGAUAAAUUAUCAGGAAGGAAUUUUGACCUAACUUAAAAUAUCUACUCUUUCAUAUAUGAUAGUAGAGCCCAGUGAUUUUCCUCUUGAGAGUGUAGCUCAGAGAAAAGAUUUAGGAUUCAGAAUAGAAGUGGGGAGAUUCCUUUGUUUUCAAGUACAGGCAUUUUCCCAAGGAGUAUUGAUUUAGGGUUGCUUCCCAUUUUCAGUCAUCCCUAAAUCUAUUAAAAAUUUAUCCCUCCCACUGCCAUCAUCAAACUGUAGGUUACUCCAUGCAAUAGAUGCCUAGGUAACGGCUUUAUGAGAACUCUGAGAUGAAAGCUCACAAGAUGUGAAAGUGUUUAUACCUGGCACACACAACUCAGUAAAAGGUUGAUUCUGUUAUGGGAUGGUCCAACACUAGUUUAAGAAGGAAAGUAGAAAAAAAUGAUUUCCAUAUUAUUAUUCAGGUGUCCUCUGCUGCUUUAGGGUGUAAAGUAAUCAUAACUCUAAACCUGUUAUACUUGAACAUCACUAAGGAAAGUAAAAUAUUAUGAAGCUAGCAAAAUUUUGUGGCCAAAGUUCUUUCCUAACAGCUUUAGUAAUGCUUGUUGAUUCUAAAUAAUCUUUUCAAAAGUGGACCAUUUGCUUAAUUAUUUUACUAUUAUUAUAUCAAUAAAAUGCUAUAUUAAAAAGAUGAGCUUUUAUGGCACUAAAGAAUGUAUUCAGACACAAAAGUUGCUUGGUAUAUAUGUAUAUUUGGUGGAAUAGAAAAAGUUGUAGGCUGGAUGAAAACAGAACUGACCAGAUUAAUUAUUCAGAAAGUAUCAAUCAGGAAAUAGUGUAAUUCUACCACCUUCCCCAUCUACCCAAAUACCCUGUGUCUGUGUGUAUUUAGACAUAGUUAUGACAUUAUCUGGAAUUGCAGAUAGAUGCAUCUUUCAAUCCAACCCUGAUUAUUGUUUGACAGUGCUAGAUUGUUGUCAUCUUGCUUAUGGAAAAUAUAAGGUGGAGCCCAUUCUUCUGUUCUGAUGUUCACCGGUCAGAGCAGCUUUCUUAUUGUUCCACUACUCUGCUUGGUUUAUUUUAAGUUUUGGUACUUCACAUAAACUCUGUUACAAGGUACAAGUGUAUUACUAUCACUAGCUCCAGGGAGUUUGAGUACAUUUGUUUUAAUAUAUGUAAAAUGGGCAGUGAACUUUUUACUCUUUUUUUUUUUUUUUAAGCAAAACUACUCAUGAUUUUAAGUCCAAUUACUAAGAUGACAGAUCUACUGUGAGAAUGAAAUGACAUAUCUACUGUGAGAAUAACAUAAAUAAUAGUUUAUUUGAAAACUUUUAUACUCAGUGGUGUUUUAUAUAUUAAGAUAAAUAUAUACACAUACAUGCAUAUCACAUAUCUCUACUGUGGAGUUAAUGUGAAUUUUUUAAAAAUGUAAAAAAGUAUAAUUGCAACCACAAUCAUAUCUAAAAGAACAUUCACUCCUAGUGCGGGUUUACAAAAGCCACUAAAAGAAUAAGGUAGUCAGAUGAAAAUGCAAAGGUCAUCAUUUGGAGUCAUUUUUGUUUUUAAAUUUAUAGUGCUACUUUUGAAACAAUUGUUUUUAUUACUAUGCUCUUUUUGUGAUUUGAAAAGUGGUCUAAUAGUAAACAGUAUAGAAGCUACUUUUUAAUUGCUGGUAAACAGCUUUAAGUGCACUUUCUUUGAUUACACUUCCAUUUUUUGUUAAACUUGAAUUUUCUGAAGCCUUUUAUGUACCACUAAGCAAAUAACUUUAACUUUUAAAUAAACCUGAUUUACAUCUUUAUUAUAUUUUUAAUUGUUAGAAAACAUACUUUUAAAGUGACUUCAAUCCUCAAAUAUAGGUGGGAAACUGGUAUGAGAUAGAAUCAGUUGCUUUUUUUUCCCCUAUAAUUAAGCACUAACUGAUUUUACUACUUUAUUGCCUUUACAUUGCUUUUUCUUAUUGACUGAAUUCUGUCCCUCAUUCAUUUUGUUUUGUUUGAAAUUUAAAGUUAUUUUCUUACUGUAUUUAUCAUACCUACCGUUUUAAUAAUCUGCUUUCUUUAAAUGCAAUAAAUCCCAAAUGGAUUGCAUAUUCUUUAUAAUCAGUGACUUCAGAGUUUUUCAUUUGUCUUAUUAAAAGUUUUGCAUAUGAGCCCUCUAUUCAUUUCUUUCAUUCACACCACAGACAUUAAGCGCCGAUUAUGUACCAGCUAGUAUAAGAGAAAAAUGAAUAAAAUUAAAUCCCUGUUCUUAAGGAUCCCCCUCCCUGUUUAAGUAAAAAAAAAAAUUUUUUUGGUCUAGCAUUUUUGCAAAAAACCAAUAGAACAAUUUGCUGUCAUUACAAUUAUUACUAAUUCUUUAAACUUAAGACUGACUGAAGUGCCUUUUGAAUAAGUUUGGUAUAGUUUUUGCAUUAUGUCUAAUUAUUUUCGAACUCUUUAAAAAUUGGCAGCAUAUAU